Messenger RNA from Phalaenopsis equestris, 1948 nucleotides. Its product is annotated as pentatricopeptide repeat-containing protein At5g42310, mitochondrial-like. The record is from RefSeq and is a predicted model, not a curated record. Bases 1 to 1710 code for a protein of 569 amino acids. Gene Ontology annotation, molecular function: protein binding. The transcript is spliced from 7 exons. NCBI's taxonomy places the organism in Eukaryota, Viridiplantae, Streptophyta, Magnoliopsida, Asparagales, Orchidaceae.
AUGCCAAAAAAUCGGUCAACGAACCAGCUAUCCGACCAAAAAUUGCAAGCUGAGACUGCCCAAGUCAUCAGGGCAGUCAAGGCUUCCCCCGUCGACCGAGGAGACUACGAGCUGCCGCAUCGUCUGUGGGUUCUCACAGAUUAUAAGUUCCCCAAAAACGGACACCGGUUGAGUUCAAAUGAAAGCGAAUGGGUACCAAACUCUUCUCUUUCUUUCCCUCCCAAAUCACUCCCGCCCCUGCAUCUCUCUCUCCUUCCCAGGUCUAUCUCCAGUAGCUUCUUUUCACCGUUUUCAAUCCGAUGCAAAAUUUCAAAAGCAGCCCGCGGGAAACCGGGAUCGAUCUCAAAAUCAAAAUUCGAAGAAGAAAAAAAGGAACUUUCUUGGGAAUUAUACAACGGUUUGAUCCAAGCUCACUGCACCAGUGGCUCCAUUGACGAAUCCAUCGCUCUACUUGGCCAGAUGGAGGCACAGGGAAUGCACCCUAGCAUUCUGUCAUAUUGCUGCAUGAUUGAUGCUCUUGGCAGCCAUGGCAGAACCCUGGAAGCCGAGGCAAUUUUUCAAGAAAUGAGGUGGCUUGGCCUCCGUCCUAGCCAGAGAGACUACAACUUUCUUCUUAAAGGGUUCUUGCGUAAGGGACAGCUGUUUCUCUCUGAUAAGUUGCUGGUGAAGAUGAAUGAAGAGGGGAUCGAGAGGAACAGAGAGACUUACAUUCUCCUCCUUGACGCCUAUGUCCAUGGUGGCAGGUUAGAGGACACUUGGUGGGUUCUCGGAGAGAUGAAGCAGAGAAAAAUCAGAUUGAAUUCCUCUGUUUAUAGCAAAAUGGUGAGGAUAUAUAGGGAUAAUGGCAUGUACAAGAAGGCGAUCAGUCUUCUCAUGGAGAUGCAACAGAAGGGGAUUGCCCCAGAUAGAAGGUUUUACAAUGGUUUAAUAGAUACAUUUGGAAAAUACGGCGAGAUUGAUGAAGCUCUCAAGGUGUUUGAUAAAAUGCUUAGCCAAGGUUUCAAGCCUGAUAUCAUGACUUGGAACUCAUUGAUUCGGUGGCACUGCAAGGUUGGGGAUCUGAAACGAGCGCUUGCUUUCUUCUCAGAGAUGCAAGAAGAAGGACUAUAUCCAGACCCCAAGAUUUUUCUAAACAUUAUUAGUAGAUUAGGAGAGGAAGGGAAGUGGGAUGAGAUAAGAAAUAUAUUUGAGAGCAUGAAGUGUAGAGGUUUUGGUAAGAGUGGAAUUAUUUAUGCAAUUAUUGUUGACAUAUAUGGACAGUAUGGGAAUUUCCAAGAUGCUGGGAAGUGUGUGUCUACUCUUAAGGAAGAAGGCUUGAAGCUCUCAGCUAAUGUUUUUUGUGUGCUAGCAAAUGUCUAUGCUCAACAGGGUUCAUGUGAACAAACUCUGAAAGUUCUGAGUUUGAUGGAAGAGGAAGGAAUUGAGCCAAAUCUUAUAAUGCUGAACUUACUGAUAAAUGCAUUUGGUAUUGCUGGCAGAUACAUGGAAGCUGUUGCUGUGUUUGAGCAGAUUAAGGAAGCUGGCAUCAGCCCAGAUGUCAUAUCCUACACAACACUCAUGAAGGCUUUCAUCAGAGCUAAGAAGUAUGAACAGGUUCCAAUAAUAUAUAGACAAAUGGAGUUUGCUGGAUGCACUCCUGAUAGAAAGGCCAGGGAGAUCCUACAGAAUGCUUUAAUUACACUUGAACAACGAGGUCGCUUAGUUAAUUAAACUAAAGAUAAUGGGGCUAUUUGAAAAAUUCACUGAUACUGUCAUUCUUCCUGGAGGAAAUUUUCACCAGGUGAUGAUAUUUUCUCCUUUCUCUUGAUAGCAUUGGACGGCAUUGAAAUUUCAAUUCUUUAUCUUUAGCUGUCUCCUUCUUCAAUGAAUAUUAACCCUUCUUUUUUCCUUUUGCCUUUUUCUUUCACGUUCGGUUGAAAAAUUAUGUUAUAUGCAUCAAGAAGGCAGC